AUGAGCCUCCCCUUGCCCACCGCAGAGCCCGAAGGCGUGGCGCCGCCGCUCGCCCCGAAGAGAGCAGGCUCGAACGGCCAGAUCAUCAGGGCCUAUCUGAUGGAGAAUGUUGCAGAGUUUCGGGAGCUCUCUGAUAUCCGGAAAAAAGGAUGGAGCAACCCGCAGGGAGACAAGUAUUUUGAGAGACAACGGCAGGCGGCCGACAAACCCAAUGAGAAGACGUCCAAGUUCUUCCACACGUUGAUGCUGAAGAUUGGAAGAGAGUUUCACCGGUCAACCAAGGCCUUCACCGCGAGGAAGGGUCUGCCCGGCUCUGGGGAGCAGACCACGGUGCUCGACAUGUGCAUGGCCCCUGGGGGGUUCCUGGAGAUGGCGCUGGAUCGGAAUCCCGGAUCCCGAGCUGUCGCCUUUAGUCUUCCCGUCGACAAUGGUGGACACGAGGUGCGCAUGCGAAGCGAGCUGAUGGACCGAGUGGAGGCCAAGUUCCUGGACAUCACGAUGCUCGCCGCGGACAUGGGCGUUGAUCAGAUCCCGCAAGACCAUCCUGAGGCCGGCGCCUUCUUGCCCCGACAGCUCGAGCCGGGCCAGAUGUUUGACCUGAUCUUCUGCGACGGACAAGUGCUCCGGACUCAUGCCCGGGCACCCUAUCGAGAGCCGCGCGAGGCCCGCAGACUGACGAGCACGCAGCUCGCCCUCGGGCUCGAGCACAUGCGAUUCGGCGGAACCAUGAUUGUGCUGCUGCACAGGGCCGAGGGGUGGAACACGGUGUGUCUCCUGCAGCGCUUCUGCCAGUUCUCGCGCGUGCGGCUCUUCAAGCCCUGGGCGGGCCACGCCAAGCGGUCGUCGUUUUACCUGGUGGCGACGGACGUGCGGAGCCGCAAGCCGGAGGCUCUCGAGGCUAUUGCAUGGUGGAAGAGGGUUUGGCGGGUGGCGACGUUUGGAAGCGACGACGAGUACGCCAACGUGCUGAAUGGUGAAGAUGUCAAGGCCGAGGAGCUGCUGGCCGAGUUUGGACCGGAGCUGGUGAGGAUGGGGAGGCCCGUCUGGAGGAUUCAGGCGCAGGCACUUGCCAAGGCGUCUUUUAUAACGGAACAGGAAUGA
Molecule: messenger RNA, 1101 nt
Organism: Hirsutella rhossiliensis
Lineage: Eukaryota; Fungi; Ascomycota; Sordariomycetes; Hypocreales; Ophiocordycipitaceae
Product: ftsJ-like methyltransferase domain-containing protein
Exons: 2
Coding region: 1-1101 (366 amino acids)
Biological process (GO): methylation
Molecular function (GO): methyltransferase activity
Source: RefSeq, a predicted model, not a curated record